AUGGAAGACAAGAUGUUAGAAAUCAUAGAUCAUUUAGAUUCAAAUGAUAUAACUGAAAUAUCAACGGGAUUAGAAUUAUUAGAUGUUUUAUUACGUUCUUUAUUACCAUAUAUUAAAACGUAUUCAAAAUUAAAAUCCAAGAGAACAUCAUUACAACCUCAAAGAAUACCACAAGAAUUGAAUACAUUUAUAGAAUUACAAGAUAAUUUCCAAUAUAAUAUAACUGAACAUUUAUUAAAUAUAUAUAAAUUAAACCCAAUAGAAGUUAAUUAUGAUACUUUCUUAAUAACAAAUCGAUUACUUCAAGGAUUAUUAUUAAUUCAUUCAAAUUCUCGACAAUUAUUUCAUAGACAAAGAAAUAUGAAAUUAAUCCUUGAUUUAUUAUUAAUUAGUGAAGAUAUAAAUAUUGAAUUAACUAUAUCAAUAAUUACAACUUUAAUUCAUAUUUUAUUAAAAGAUUUUAUUAAUUAUAGAAUAUUUGAAAAUUUAAAUGGUUGUUCAAUAUUAAUUAAGAAAUUUAAAUUAACUUCAUUUGAUAAUUUAAAGAAGAACCAAACGGUUAAUACUACAUCAAUAUCUAUUGAUCAAAAGAAUUUGAAUUUUAAAAUUAUUGAAUUCUUAAUGUUUUAUUUAACUGAUGAAAAUGUUCCUGGUAAUGAUAAUUCAACAAAUAUUAAAUCAAUUAAAGAUAAAUCAAAUUAUUUUAAACAAGAUUUCCCCGAGAUUGAUGAUUUAAUUCAAAGUUUAAAUGAAUUAAAAGAUCUAUAG
This is a messenger RNA of Hemisphaericaspora subhashii, 768 nucleotides long. RefSeq lists its product as uncharacterized. The transcript has a single exon. The record is from RefSeq and is a predicted model, not a curated record. Lineage: Eukaryota; Fungi; Ascomycota; Pichiomycetes; Serinales; Debaryomycetaceae. The coding region runs from base 1 to 768 and encodes 255 amino acids.